Aspergillus alliaceus is the source of this 1116-nucleotide messenger RNA. RefSeq lists its product as uncharacterized. Bases 137 to 1009 code for a protein of 290 amino acids. The transcript has a single exon. Lineage: Eukaryota; Fungi; Ascomycota; Eurotiomycetes; Eurotiales; Aspergillaceae. The record is from RefSeq and is a predicted model, not a curated record.
UGCCAAGACAAGAAGUACACUAGUGCUUUUUGAAACACACCUCAGCUCCCCUUAACCAUAUUUUCUACUAUCCCCCCAUUCCUCCGCCCGCUCAACCGCGGACCAUGAAUCAAAACAUCUCUCCCAACUUAUUAUAAUGAAUACAACGAGAAUUCUUCGCUCCAUCUACAACCAACACAAACUCCCCACCCUCCAUCGCUUCCGCAGCGUCGCGCGCUUUCCCACUAGCAUCGGUCGCGCUUCACAUCCCGCCAAGUGCCUGCAUUUCCACCCGUUCCGAACCACAAUGAGUGCCUUGCAGAUCCCCAACGAAGACCGGCCCAUACAGCCAUCAAAACGUGACCCCACGAUGGAAACAACUUAUAACACUGCCGACGAACUGGAACGGCUCCUCCAAAAGGAUAAAUUCAAAACCUGGGGCUUUGUGAUUUAUCGCUGCACAUAUCAAAGCGACUCUGACUGGGAAAAAUUUAUGACUCGCUUUCUCUACCAUGUCACUGAAAAGCUUGAAUUCUAUAACGGUCUGGAUCUCUUAGACAGCUUCGCCCCUAUAGUCUUUGAAGACAGAUAUUUUGACGGCGCGAACACCGCUCUUCUACGCAAGCACUUCCAAGAGUGGGCUGCGACCGCGCCACAAGAGGAGCAGGGCAUUGAUCAUGCUCACUUUGCACAGUCAGGUCGGUAUCGGUUCUUUGUUAUGGUGGACCAGGAAGCUUUAGAGUCAGUCCUAGGCGCUCCUGAUCUGGAUGACUGUAAUGAAACUGGGUUUGUGCGCCUGGUUAAUGGGGAUUGGAAGCCGGAGGAACUGGACGAGGAUGAAUUGGCGGAGUGUGGGAGAUCUGCCCAGUUGCAAGAGUAUGAGCCUUUGGAGGGAUGUACUUUGGAGGAUGUCGGUUGGAUGAAAGUACUUUAUGAUGAUGCAGAGGCGUGGGGGUUCCUGCACAUCUGUACUUCCAUAGACUGGUUGACAUAUUACCAGCGUCCUCCGGUGAUUCAGAGGAACAUGUAAUAUAUAUAGGUGGGAAGGAUAAUAGUUCCGGCCAAUUAAGAUAGGCAUGUUUGUUUUAUUACUUUUUUAUCUUAUUCUUAAGCUCAUUUAUUAUUUGUACCAAGAAA